Messenger RNA from Lodderomyces elongisporus, 558 nucleotides. It is a transcript of the gene MXR1, whose product is annotated as peptide-methionine-S-sulfoxide reductase. The transcript has a single exon. Gene Ontology annotation, molecular function: peptide-methionine (S)-S-oxide reductase activity. NCBI's taxonomy places the organism in Eukaryota, Fungi, Ascomycota, Pichiomycetes, Serinales, Debaryomycetaceae. The record is from RefSeq and is a predicted model, not a curated record. The coding region runs from base 1 to 558 and encodes 185 amino acids.
AUGACAUCUACCGUAUCAUCAUCGUUGAUCACGACAUCCACGUCCAAAAUAAUCACCCUUGCAGCAGGCUGUUUUUGGGGUGUUGAGAAAGUAUUCAAAAACCAAUUCAGCGGUAAAGGAUUGAUUGAUAUCAAGGUCGGUUAUGCCAACGGAAUUCCAACUGUGGGAAAUGUUAACUAUGAGCAGGUUUGCUCAGGUAAUACAAAUUUUGUUGAAGCAGUACAAUUAUCGUAUGAGCCACUGAAGUUGAAAAUUGAAGAUAUCUACGAUGUGUUUUUCAGAAUGCAUGAUCCAACAACAGUGAACUCGCAAGGGCCAGAUAGAGGCACGCAAUAUAGGUCAGCUAUUUUGACAUCAGACGAAGAACAAAACAAGCUUGCAUGGAGUCUAAAGGAGGAGUUCCAAAAAAGUUGGUACCCCAAUCACAAGAUUGUCACUAUAAUUGAACCAAUUAAGAUUUGGUAUGACGCUGAGGAUUAUCACCAGCAAUAUUUGGAAAAGAAUCCAGGUGGAUAUGAAUGUUCUACACACUUUUUGAGAACCAAGCCCAAGGUGUAA